AUGUUCUCCAAAGCCCUCGCUGCCCUUGCCUUUGCGGCACCUCUAGUCUCAGCUCAGACCUUCACCAGCUGCAAUCCUCUAGAAAAGGUUUGCCCUGCUGAUCCUGCCUUUGGAAAGGAGACCGUCCACUGCGACUUCACAAAGGGUGCUUGUCCAGCUUUUGAAGAGGACGCCGGUACAUCAAUCUCACACAACGGCAACGGUGCUGUCUUUACCAUCGCCGGACCUAACCAAGCUCCUACCGUUGCCACGGGGAAGUAUAUUCUCUUUGGCCGUGUCGACAUCGAAGUGCAGGCCUCUUCUGGUGUUGGUAUAGUUACCAGUGCUGUUCUACAGUCUGACUGUCUCGAUGAGAUUGACUGGGAAUGGCUCGGAGGUGACAACGCUCAAGUCCAAUCCAACUACUUCAGCAAAGGCGACGUCUCAACUUACGACCGCGGAGCCUUCCACCCUGUCGCCAACCCCAUCGGCCAAUUCCACCUCUAUUCCAUCGAAUGGACACCCGCAGCCAUCAACUGGAUCAUUGACGACCAAGUCGUGCGCACUUUGACUUACGAAGACGCCAAGGGCGGAUCCGGCUACCCCCAGACUCCCAUGCAGAUCAAGCUCGGCACAUGGUGUGCAGGACGUCCUGAUGCUGCUGAAGGCACUGUCCAGUGGGCUGGAGGUAUGACUGAUUUCAGCAAGGCCCCCUUUAAGGCCUACUACAAGAGCAUUUCCAUUGUGGAUUAUGCUGGUGGUGAUGCGCCCACUACCAAGUCUGUUCGCGAGUAUAUCUAUGGUGACCACUCUGGCAACCAUGGAAGCAUCAAGACUGCUUAG
Messenger RNA from Fusarium coffeatum, 822 nucleotides. RefSeq lists its product as uncharacterized. The transcript is spliced from 3 exons. Lineage: Eukaryota; Fungi; Ascomycota; Sordariomycetes; Hypocreales; Nectriaceae. Gene Ontology annotation, biological process: fungal-type cell wall organization; carbohydrate metabolic process. Gene Ontology annotation, cellular component: fungal-type cell wall. Gene Ontology annotation, molecular function: glycosyltransferase activity; hydrolase activity, hydrolyzing O-glycosyl compounds. The record is from RefSeq and is a predicted model, not a curated record. The coding region runs from base 1 to 822 and encodes 273 amino acids.